AUGAAUUCGCAUCAAACGACGGCGAUCUUCGUAUUGGUCUGUGGCGGAGUAGGUCGUACCGUUUGGGCAAACAUCGUCGACGGAGGCUACUACGGUCCUCAUCACCAUCAAAUCGGUGGAGGUUACUUGUACGGCACCGGAUCUUAUCACCGAGGACCUCAACAUUAUCGGAAUAUCGGCCUGAUCGGUAAUGGCAUCGGCAACACUCGUCUGCCCCAUAUGCCCGCCUUGGCUUCAAUCGCAACGACCGCCGCCGUGGCGAUGCCCCGAAACAAUUAUAUUAACCGCGUUCUCCGCCCUUACCAAAACGUUAUGAUCCCGAUGUCUCCGUAUUUCUGGUCGUCACCGAGAUCUGGCCUGCAUCGUGGUAACGACUAUUACCGUGGUCUUGGUAGUGUAACUACCGUCGGGAAGAACCAACAGCAGCUGUUUGGCGGAUUGAUCCCGAAGAAAACGCGAAAGAUCGUCAUCGACAGGCCCGGCCGAUACGUCUCUCAGUCAUUUAUCCGCGGACCUAAUACUCAUUGCGGUAACUAUUGA
Molecule: messenger RNA, 540 nt
Organism: Macrosiphum euphorbiae (potato aphid)
Lineage: Eukaryota; Metazoa; Arthropoda; Insecta; Hemiptera; Aphididae
Source: the annotation of a GenBank genome assembly